GGACAACGUGCUCUUCGGCAACCCAUUCGAUCUCGACCUGUACGAGAAGGUGCUCGAGAUGUCGGCGCUCAAGCAGGACCUCGCCGACAUCCCGAACGGUGAUGCGAAUCUCGUUGGUGAUCGUGGACUCGCGUUGAGUGGGGGCCAACGAGCACGACUGUCACUAGCCCGUGCUCUCUACAGCCAGGCGGACAUCUACCUGCUCGACGACCCGCUGUCGGCUGUUGAUGCUGCUGUAGGACGCUUCAUCUUUGACAAAUGCAUCUGCGAGUACCUCCGCGAUCGUGUCGUGAUCCUCGUCACCCAUCAACUCCAAUUCAUCGGCCGUGCUAACGAGAUUCUUCUGAUGCGCGAUGGAGAGGUGGUGCUCCAGGGCACGCUCAAGCAGCUGAAAGAGUCCAAUUCGAAGCUCGUCCACCAACUUAUUCAGAUGAACAUGAAUUCGGCGGCCUUCUCGCUCUCGUUGACGACAUCCCGAUGGUUCGCCGUGCAAAUCGACUGGAUUGUCGCGGGAUUCGUCUCUUUUGUGGCGUUUGCUUGUGCCUUUGCGUCCGGAGAUUUCCUGCCCGGCGAAGUGGCGCUGAUGCUCGUCUACGCCGUCCAGUUGACCGGCUUCUUCUCAUGGAUUAUGCGCCAGUCGGCAGAAAUGCAGAACGGGAUGGUCUCCGUCGAGCGGAUACUGAACAUGUGCGCGCUGCCAUCAGAACACCUUAACAAAGGUCACAUCCAGACCCCAUCCGGAUGGCCGUCGAAAGGUGACAUCCGCUUCGACAACUUUUCCCUACGAUACGACGACUCGUUGGCCCUGCGCGAAAUCACUGCCAAUAUUGAUGGCAACCAGAAAGUUGGUGUCGUCGGGCGGACGGGGGCCGGCAAAUCUUCACUCCUCAAGGCCCUUUUCCGCAUGAACAAGGCUUCGACAGGCCGAAUCUUCAUCGACGGCGUCGACAUCAACUGCCUGCAGCUGCGCGAUUUGCGCUCGCAUCUCGCCAUCAUUCCGCAGGAACCUGUCCUGUUCGUCGGUACUGUGCGGCGGAACCUCGACCCGUUCAAAGAGUACUCCGACGAGGCAUUAUGGACGGCACUUGACCAAGUCGAGCUGAAGGAGGCCGUCUCCGAGCUGUCCGGUACCCUUCUUGCUGAGGUCCAAGAGGGCGGCGCCAACUUUUCGGUGGGGCAACGGCAGCUCUUCUGCCUGGCCCGAGCCCUUCUACGCAAUUCGAAGAUCCUCGUCAUCGACGAGGCCACGGCCAAUGUUGAUCCACAUACCGAUGAGUUGAUCCAAAAGACGAUCCGCCGUCAGUUCGCCAACAGCACGGUGCUGACGAUCGCCCACCGACUGCACACGAUCAUGGACUCGGACCGGGUGAUGGUGCUGAAGGACGGGCGUCUGAUCGAAUUCGCGCACCCGUAUGAGCUCCUCAAGAAGCCGCACUCCCAGCUCUCAGCGCUUGUCAAGGAAACGGGUCGCGACACAGCCGCCCAACUGCUAGAAGUCGCCCGCCGCUCCCACGCAAACGCCAACCAAGCCGACGGAGCUGAUCCUCAAGCCGAGACGGUGCCGCGGGAA
This is a messenger RNA of Mesorhabditis spiculigera, 1570 nucleotides long. NCBI's taxonomy places the organism in Eukaryota, Metazoa, Nematoda, Chromadorea, Rhabditida, Rhabditidae. The record is from the annotation of a GenBank genome assembly.